Molecule: messenger RNA, 1452 nt
Organism: Elephantulus edwardii (Cape elephant shrew)
Lineage: Eukaryota; Metazoa; Chordata; Mammalia; Macroscelidea; Macroscelididae
Gene: BCL3
Product: B-cell CLL/lymphoma 3
Exons: 10
Coding region: 1-1452 (483 amino acids)
Molecular function (GO): protein binding
Source: RefSeq, a predicted model, not a curated record
AUGACAGAGAGAGGGAAGUGCUCGGUCAAGGUCACCCGGGGAAGAAGCGGGAGUCGGGACUUGAACCUGCGUCCUGGAACCGCUUUCCCAGAAGAGACAGAGGUGGCGACGGAGUCGCACAAGCAGCCAGACCUGCGCACCCGGCCCAAGGCCGCAGGACCCCCGGGCGCCGCGCUACCGCUCCGCAAGCGCCCUCUGCGCGCGCCCUCCUUGGAGCCCGCCGCCCGACAAGCAGCCGCGGGCCCCGGAGUCCCCCCGGAGUCGCUCUGCGGGGGCCCUGAGGCACCCGGCGUCCCCGGGCCCCCCCACGGCUUGCCCCGGCCAGAAGCGCUUUACUACCAGGGACCCUUUCUACCCCUGUACCCCAACCCAACCAUGGGGUCCCCCUUCCCUCUGCUAAGCCUGUCUGCCCCCCUGUACCCCUUCAUGUGUUCUGUGGAACACUCCCUGUCGGCUGACAUCGCCCUGGCCAUCCAUGCAGAUGAAGACGGAGACACGCCCCUCCAUAUUGCUGUGGUCCAGGGUAACCUGCCGGUCAUUCACCGCCUGGUCAGUCUUUUCCAGCAUGGGGGCCGGGAGCUGGAUAUCUACAAUAACCUGAGGCAGACCCCCCUGCACUUGGCAGUGAUCACCACACUGCCAUCUGUGGUUCGGCUACUGGUGACGGCUGGCGCCAGUCCCAUGGCACUGGACCGCCACGGUCAGACGGCGAUCCACCUGGCGUGUGAACACCGCUGUGCGACUUGCCUGCGGUCCCUGCUGGACAGCGCGGCUCCCGGCACGGUGGACCUGGAGGCCCGCAAUUACGAUGGACUCACCGCACUGCACGUGGCUGUGAACACCGAGUGCCAUGAGGCGGUGCUGCUGCUAUUGGAGCGAGGCGCUGACAUCGACGCGAUGGACAUUAAAAGCGGCCGAUCUCCGCUUAUCCACGCCGUGGAAAACAACAGUCUGAGCAUGGUGCAGCUGCUUCUCCAGCAUGGAGCCAAUGUGAACGCGCAGAUGUACUCGGGCAGCUCGGCACUGCACUCGGCGUCGGGCCGCGGGCUCCUCCCUCUCGUGCGCACGCUGGUCCGCAGCGGCGCAGACAGCGGCCUCAAGAACUGUCACAAUGACACCCCGCUCAUGGUGGCACGCAGCCGCCGGGUCAUUGACAUUCUAAGGGGGAAGGCCACGAGGCCAGCCCCACCAUCCCAGACAGAGACCUUCCUUGAUCGGAGUGCCACCGACUCCCCUGAGAGCAGCAGCCGCCUCAGCUCCAAUGGCCUUCUUUCUGCAUCACCAUCCUCUUCACCUUCCCAGUCUCCCCCCAAGGACCCUGCUGGAUUCGCCUUGGUUCCUCCCAACUUCUUCCUUCCUUCUGCAUCUCCACCUGCCUUCCUGCCCUUUGCUGGGGUCCUCCGAGCCCCUGGUCGGCCUGUGCCCCCCUCCUCAGCUCCGGGAGGCAGCUGA